AUGGCACUUGGCAGUCGCGCUGAUCAUCCCUGCAACUCGCCCUUCCUGAAGAAGCUCCCACGCGAGAUCCGCGACCGCAUCUACGAAGAACUGCUCGUCGUGCGCAGAGACCAGGAAGAUCAGGAGAAGUACGACGAGGUUCAACAAGGUCUUCAAGGACGUGCGCCGCUAUGGCAGUGCGAAUUCGCCCUGGACGAUCUCGACCAAGACUACAUGCUCUGCCUCGAUCUCACUCAGCCGAACAAGGGUGCCAAGUCAAUCAGUGAGAAUCUGGGGAUCCUUCUGGCCAACAAGCAGAUCUGGGAUGAGGCAACCGACACACUCUUUGGCAAGAACAUGUUUGGUGCCGUUCCUCAAGAAGAGCGUGUCGAUGCAUUCUGGCGUUGCAGCAUCGACUGCAAAGAUGUUCCCAAGGCAAGGCCUUGCCAAGUCCGACCCGAGACGGCCAUCAAGAUCAAGCACCUCUUCAUCAUCGUCGCCUUGAAGAAGGAGACUCCCACAAGCAUCCACAACGUCAGGACCAACCUCCACACCAUCGUCGACACCUUUCGCGAAUGCGGCAACCACUUCCUCACCCUCAAACUGCGCUACUGGGGCCAAUUCGGCGGCGAAGUGGAAUCCGUGCGCGAUGACAUCGAAGGUCCUCUCCAUCCCAACAUGUCUGUCCGUCCACCUGUCAUGAUCCACCACUGCGGCACCGGCAAACUGCACUCUUUCCGCCCGAAUGAGUUCGACACGAAGCUCUUCAAGAACAUCAAAAUUCUGGAGCCGCUGAAAAAGCUCAAGGGAAUCACUGAACAGAUUGACAUUCGCGGCGAUCUGCCCACGACAUACAUCAAUGAGCUUAUCAAGGUUCUCGCCGUCACGAAUCCCGGACCUGCGGCUAAGAGAGCACAGAAGGCCAAAGCUGCCGUCGCGAGCAAGCAGCCGAAACACACUGGUGGACUUCAAGCCUUCGCGGCGGAACAGCUGGCGAAGAAUCCAGACAUGGAUGCGGGAAUGCGGAAGCUCUACGAGGACUGCAUGAAAACUUCGAGGAAGUCGCCUGCCGUCAUGCGCAAAAUUUUCCCCGAGAUGUACGACGGCUCCAUGACUCCAGGCACGCCCAUCACCAUGCCCGACGACUUGCCUCCCGCCGCGAUGCAAGCCGCGACCGCGAUUGCUGCUGGCAGCGGCGUCGACGUCGUCAACGGCGCCUUUCUCUUGUUGCUCACGUGGGAUUACAUUGUGUUUCGGGUCUUGCUCGAAUGGUUUCUGACCAUCUUCGUCUACUUGCCGUUGCUUGUAGCGGUGCUGUUCGUACGGCAAUUGAAGGUGUGGUAUGAAGGUUUGCUCUCAUCGACACCGGACAAGCCGUGGCCCCUGAGGAGGAGAAACAUCACCUGCCGAUCGAGGAGCAUGGGUUCUACGCCCGUGAAGUUCCUUUACGAGUAUCCGGCUAUCCUGGACGCUGCAAUGUCAGAGGACGGAAACUCGGAGUACGAUCUCAACGCCUCUUCCGACGAAGAUUCCGACCAGGACUUCGGCGAGGACGAGGCUGACGAGUUCGACGGAGACACCAGCGAAAGCGGAUCCGAAUCCAGUGCAGCAGACGGUAGCAUCGCGGGCGAGAUUCUGAUCAACGACUACUGGAAUCCGGAUGAAUACGAUGCUAUUGAUCUGGACCAGGUCAAGAAAUCAGAUCCCGUCGAUGCGGACGACGUCGCUCGAUUUCAGGAACGUGUGAGGGACGGCGUGGACGCUGGAGAGGGAGAGUUCGUGGCGAAACCUUCGUUUGAAUUCCUGGCAAUAGUGAUCACCAUGGGCAUGCGGUCUGACAUGCACAGCGGAACGAGCUCUGCGCCGGAGAGAGAGAGAGGUUGCAGAUCACAUCGGUCCACAUUCAGGAGAGGUCGGUAUGGCGCGGCAGUCGGCUCGAUUGUCACGCAACGGCCAGCAACCACUGUCUAG
Messenger RNA from Zymoseptoria tritici IPO323, 1950 nucleotides. RefSeq lists its product as uncharacterized. The record is from RefSeq and is a predicted model, not a curated record. Lineage: Eukaryota; Fungi; Ascomycota; Dothideomycetes; Mycosphaerellales; Mycosphaerellaceae. The transcript is spliced from 10 exons. Bases 1 to 1950 code for a protein of 649 amino acids.